UGGGAAUAUGCUAUGGCUUCCCCAGUUGCGACAUUACCUUGGAUCAGCCAAAUCUUAACCUGGCAAAUAUGCAACAAUUAUAAUAUUGUUUAACGCCUGCACCCAAGAAGUUUGAGUAAAAUCAGACGAAAUUUCAAUGAAUCCUCCCUGUCCCAAUAAUAUGGGAUAUGCCUAUAUAUUUAUUACUCAACCGCAGACCAAAAAGGCCAAAGUGGUCAACUCCAACUCUUUCUCAGUUGAACGUGUGCCUGGAAUGAAAUCCAGAGACACUGCUCUUACGUUUAUUUUAAGUAUAAUGCAUCUGUGAGAGGGAGGGGAACAAAAAGUGAGGAAGCAAUAGAUUGCAAGGAAGAAAAAUGGGUGAGGUGGAGGUGAGAGAGAGGUCUCUGGCCUUGACACCCACAUGGUCUGUGGCCACUGUCUUCACAGUUUUUGUGGCUCUUUCUCUCCUGGUGGAACGUUCGAUAUACCAUUUGAGUCAGUGGUUGCAUAAAAGCAAACGGAAGCCUCUGUUUGAAGCAGUGGAGAAGAUGAAAGCAGAGCUAAUGUUAUUGGGCUUUAUAUCUCUAAUGCUGACUGUCACGUCAAGUUCAAUUACAAACUUUUGCAUUGAAUCAAAGUACUAUAAUACCAACUUCUCUCCAUGUACACGAUCUGAGGUUGAAGGAAGUGAAAUAUCUAAUGGGUCUACAUCCCAUGGACACAAGCAGCUGGAAUAUAUUGUUCCCAGUUUGUCGAGGCGUGUUCUGAGUAGUGCAAUGCAAAAUAACUGUAAACAUGGUUAUGAGCCUUUUGUUUCAUUCGAAGGUCUUGAGCAACUGCAUCGAUUUAUAUUUAUCAUGGCAAUCACACACGUAUUUUAUAGUUGCUUGACCAUGCUUCUGGCAAUCGUCAAGAUCUAUACAUGGAGGCAAUGGGAAAAUGAAGCCCAUUUUGAAACGUACAAUAGUUUGACAGAGAGCACCAGGGAAUUGACCAUGAAGCGGCAAAUAACAUUUGUACAAUUUUACACUGCAAGUUCAAAUUCAUGGAGCAGGAAUAGAUUCUUUGUUUGGGUGACAUGUUUCUUUCGCCAAUUUGGCAAAUCAGUGACAUGGGCUGAUUACCUAAGUCUUAGAUUUGGCUUCAUAACAAAUCAUAACUUGACACUGAAGUAUGACUUUCAUAGUUAUAUGAUCCAUUCUAUGGAGGAUGAGUUCAAAGAAAUAGUUGGUAUCAGUGCACCACUCUGGGGUUUUGUUAUUGCAUUUAUGCUAUGCAAUGUGAAUGGGUCCAAUCUGUACUUCUGGAUAUCUAUUAUCCCUAUUACACUUGUCCUUCUUGUGGGAGCAAAGCUGCAGCAUGUAAUUGCAACACUUGCAUUAGAGAAUGCAGGAAUAAGUGAAUCUUUUGUGGGUACAAAAUUGAAGCCUCGUGAUGAACUCUUUUGGUUCAACAGGCCAGAGUUGCUUCUAUCAUUGAUCCAUUUCAUUCUUUUUCAGAAUGCAUUUGAAUUGGCUUCCUUCUUUUGGUUUUGGUGGCAGUUUGGGUAUGAUUCUUGUUUUCUCCAUCAUCACCUGCUUGUAUAUAUACGUCUACUAUUGGGGUUUGCUGGACAGUUCCUAUGCAGCUACAGUACCUUACCACUUUAUGCACUUGUCACUCAGAUGGGAACAAAUUACAAGGCAGCAUUAAUACCGCCUAGAAUUAGAGAAACUCUUAAUGGGUUGGGGAAAGCAGCAAAGAAGAAAAGGAGGCUGAAUUCUGUCAUGGAUGAUCAAUCUGCAAUAAGUUUCAAAAGGAGCACCACACAAACAAGUUUAGAGAGUCAUCAAACCAUUUGCACAGACAGCUACAAUGGUGGCUUCUCUAAUCAGAUAGAUGGUGGUGAUCAUUCUAGAAAUGACCAAAUGGAGAUUGAAAUGCAGGCAAGCAGUGCAGCACAAAUCAUCUGCCCAAACAGCUACAAUGAAGGCUUCUCUAAUCAGAUGGAUGGUGGUGAUCAUUCUAGAAAUGACCAAAUGAAGAUUGGAAUGCAUGAAAACUGUGCAGCACAAAUCAUCUGCCCAAAGAGCUGCAAUGAAGGCUCCUCUAAUCAGAUAGAUGUUGGUAAUCAUCCUAGGAAUGAACAAAUGGAGAUUGAAAUGCAGGCAAACAGUGCAACAUCCAUGGCUGUAACUUCAGGUUUGAAUGGAGAUGACAGCAUUCCCCCAAAUCAAAAUUCCUGAAACAGUAAAUAAAACAUGUGUCUCAUAUUGAUUUUACAAAGAUUCUUUAUCCGUCAGGAUUGAUGAUAGGAUUGGAGAGAGAGAAGUUUAUAUCUAGAUGGACCAGAUCUGAAUUUUAGCUAUCAAAUUUGUUCCUAACUUUUGCCGGUCAAUCCUAGAUUUUUUUUUUUCUAUUUGUAAAUAACAUCUUAUGUCAUUCAGAGCAAAUUUGUAUGAUUCACUUCUGAAGUUGUUUAGUUUUGGUCGUUAACAUGUACAAAACAUUGAAACCUGGGUCUUAUUUUAAUUGACUUUAUUUUACCACUUAACCAUAGGCCUGUGGACAGUAAGAAGACGAUACUAAAUAGUUAGGUUUUAUUCAUGUGGGAUCGAAUAGAUAAAUCUAUAAUUAUUAAAAUCAUGUGAAUUCAAGUGUU
Molecule: messenger RNA, 2623 nt
Organism: Cryptomeria japonica (Japanese cedar)
Lineage: Eukaryota; Viridiplantae; Streptophyta; Pinopsida; Cupressales; Cupressaceae
Product: MLO-like protein 14
Exons: 15
Coding region: 357-2207 (616 amino acids)
Biological process (GO): defense response
Cellular component (GO): membrane
Source: RefSeq, a predicted model, not a curated record